This is a messenger RNA of Phragmites australis (common reed), 1898 nucleotides long. Its product is annotated as serine/threonine-protein kinase WAG1-like. Gene Ontology annotation, cellular component: plasma membrane; nucleus; cytoplasm. The transcript has a single exon. The record is from RefSeq and is a predicted model, not a curated record. Lineage: Eukaryota; Viridiplantae; Streptophyta; Magnoliopsida; Poales; Poaceae. Gene Ontology annotation, biological process: protein phosphorylation. Gene Ontology annotation, molecular function: protein serine/threonine kinase activity; ATP binding. The coding region runs from base 81 to 1619 and encodes 512 amino acids.
CACCCACGCCGGCCUUUAUAAACACACCGCCCCGCCUCACACAGACUCGCGUUCAUUCCUUCUCCUCCGUCUCACUCGCCAUGCACAUGGAAGCGCCGCCAACAAUGGACGUCGCCCACGACCCCGCGCCGUUUUCCCCGCUCUCCUCCGACGUUUCCCCCCACUUCCCGCCGUCCCAAGCGGACGCCGGCGCCUGCGCGCUGGAUCUGUCCUUCACCUCCACUGCCUCUGCCUCCACCUCCUCCUUCACCACUGCCACCACCUUCAGCGCGCGGAGCUCGCUCUCCCUCCCCUCCUUCUCCUCCUCCACCUCGCUCUCCCCGCGUCCGCACUCCUCCGCCGCUUCCCCGCACUGGGCGCACCUCGCCGCCGCACGCGCAGCGACGCCUGAUGGCGUGCUCCGCCUCGCGCACCUCCACCUCACCCGCGAGCUCGGCCACGGCCACCUCGCGCGCGUUUUCCUCUGCCGCCUCAAGAGCUCCCCGCCCGCCUCCCCGCUAUUCGCGCUCAAGGUCGUCGACCUCCGCGACGACGAUCCCUCCCGGGUCUCCCACGUCCUCGCCGAGUCGCGCGUCCUAUCCUCGCUCGACCACCCCUUCGUGCCCACCCUCUACGCGCGCCUCGACGCCGGUCGAUACGCGUGCUUCCUCAUGGACUACUGCUCCGGCGGAGACCUCCACGCGGUGCUCCGGCGCCACCCCGGCGGCCGCCUGCCCGUCGCUGCGGCGAGGUUCUACGCUGCGGAGGUCCUGCUCGCGCUCGAGUACCUCCACGCGCUCGGCUUCGUGUACCGCGACCUCAAGCCGGAGAACGUCCUGCUCCGAGGCGACGGGCACGUCGUGCUCUCCGACUUCGACCUCGCGCUCCCGGCGUCCGUGGAGCCCGCCGUCCGCCGCCGCCAGGUGCGAAAACAGAGCCGCCGCAGGAACAUCUUCCUUCCAUCGUGCUUCUCUGGCAAUGGCGCCAGCGACGACGACGAGGGGAUCGACGCGAAGGAACUGUUCGAGUUCGUGGCCGAGCCGACGACCGCGAGCUCCAAGGACUGCGUGGGCACGCACGAGUACCUCGCGCCGGAGCUCGUGAGCGGGAGCGGCCACGGCAACGGCGUCGACUGGUGGGCCUUCGGCGUCUUCCUCUACGAGCUCGUCUACGGCCGCACGCCGUUCAAGGGUCACACCAAGGAGGCCACGCUCAAGAACAUCCUCUCCAAGCAGGUCAGUUACCCGCAGCUCGACGGCGAGGCCGACGCGGCCCAGCUGCGGGACCUCGUCGGGAGGCUGCUCGAGCGGGACCCGCGCCGCCGCAUGGGUGCCGCGCGCGGCGCCGCCGAGAUCAAGCGGCACCCGUUCUUCGCCUGCGUGGACUGGGCGCUCAUACGGUGCGUGGCGCCGCCGGUGGUUCCGGGCAAGGACGCCGCCGCGGUUCCCGCGGGCGGGGACUGGAAGGCGAAGCAGCUGGGGAGCUGGAGCAGCAUGGGCGGCAGCUCCUUCAAGAGGAAGAGCAGCAGCUUCGGGAGGAAAUCGAGUCACGAGGAACGGCAGGGGGUUUUCCGCAAGCUGAUGAGUUGGAGCCAGGAGAGCCGAUCCAAAAAGACCAAGACGAACAAAGUAAAACUAUGAGUGUGCCCAUCCUUAGUUUUGGUGUGAUUCCGGCCGGGGGCUCUUGGGUUUGUCCUAGUUUUGUUUAGGGUAAAUUACUUUGUUACUGCGUGUAUAGAGUGGUGUGGAUUAUGGCUUUGCGUUGUACAAAGACCGAGGCGAUGUAUGUCACUGAGUUUAUCAGUUGACAAGGUUUGGUCCAUGUUCAUAUGUGGAGAAACUUCAUCCCUUGUUGAUUAGAAAAACAGUUAGGAAGCUGCUUAAUUUCUAAUUGUCUGUUUUCUUUUAUUUUAUUGGGCA